Molecule: messenger RNA, 3189 nt
Organism: Carassius gibelio (silver crucian carp)
Lineage: Eukaryota; Metazoa; Chordata; Actinopteri; Cypriniformes; Cyprinidae
Product: V-set and immunoglobulin domain-containing protein 10-like 2
Exons: 13
Coding region: 1-2070 (689 amino acids)
Biological process (GO): cell surface receptor signaling pathway
Molecular function (GO): transmembrane signaling receptor activity
Source: RefSeq, a predicted model, not a curated record
AUGAUUCUGGGGCAAACGCACAUUAAUAUAAUGCACAAGAGCGAAUCUCUCCACUCGCAUGCGGAUUUCCUUUGCUCUCACACAAAACCAAACCGGACACGCAACCCACGACACAAGCUGUUCUCACCCAGAGAGAAGCCACCUAAACCUCGUCUGAAGUUUGAGAAAAAACCAUCACAGAUAUUCAGAGGAGAUACUGUCAAACUCGAAUGUGACAAUGAGGGGGGUAAUUGGAAAUACACAUUGCAGUGUGGAGAUAAACAGCACAACUCUAAAGAUUUUGAUUUCUUGAUCACUGUGGAGCUCACACAGUCCUGCAAGUGUAAAGCCUGCAGAGGAUCAUUCUGCUCUGAAUGGAGUAAUGCUGUGAAUCUGACUGUUUCAGAUCCCAUUGUAACUGUAAAGCCCCAGAGUUCAGUGUUCACUGGAGACACAGUUACUCUGAUCUGUGAUGUGGGAUGGUCAACUGCACGGACAAUUUACUGGUUCAAAGACUUUAAGAGAAUAAAAGCUGUUUCUGCAACAGUAACACUGAGAGAAGUGAGAGUCUCUGAUGGAGGAAGAUAUUCGUGUGCUGUACAAAAUAAAACCACACAAAGCCAAGGAGUCGAGCUAACAGUAAGAGAGAGACCGAAGCCUGUAGUGCGUGUCCAGCCUGAUGGACGUGUGUCCAGAGGACAGACAGUCACUCUCUCGUGUGACAUACAGCAGACAGACGUCAUCAACUGGAGCUACAGCUGGAAUAAAGAUGAUUCAGAGAUUCAUGUCAGUCAGUCUCAGGAAUACCGAAUCAGUUCUGUUAAUGAAUCUCACACAGGUGAUUACAGCUGCACUGGAAGAGAAACAGGAGGAUCACGAUACUCACACACCAGUGAUAAAGUUACACUCACUGUAUCAGGUUCUGAAGCCCCAUUGCUGCUUCUCUCAGCUCUCAAACUGCUCAGUUUUCUGCUGGCAGCUUCUCUAUAUCUGCUAGUGUCCAUCAUUCUGGGAGUCAAGUGCUACAGAGCUCAUGCUGAAUCAAAUGAGAUCAAUCAAUAUACUGUUACAGAGGAGAGAGUCUCUUCUUGUCAUGUGUUUGCACAGGAAGUGUUGAGUCUAUUACACAUGCUUAUUUCAAACAUCCACACUGGAAACACUCAAGGGAAACCUAAGGCUGCAGUGAUUUUAGAGCAUGAACCCCUCACUGUCAGAUGUGAAAUACCAGGACCUGAAGAUGACUGGACAUACAGCUGGUUUAUAGAGGGGUCAUCUCAUCCCUUCAGCUCUGACAGAGAACUGAGCAUCAGAACUGGUGUAUCUGACACUAGCAGUAACGUCACAUGUAGAGGAGAGAGGAGAAGUGAUGGACAGAAGUCAGAGAUCAGUGAUGCUGUUACACUGACUAUAUCACACGAUCCCAUUGUAACUGUAAAGCCCCAGAGUUCAGUGUUCACUGGAGACACAGUUACUCUGAUCUGUGAUGUGAGACGGUCAACUGCACGGACAACUUACUGGUUCAAAGACUUUAAGAGAAUAAAAGCUGAUUCUGAAACAGAAACACUGAGAGAAGUGAGAGUCUCUGAUGGAGGUAGAUAUUCGUGUACUGUACAAAAUAAAACCACACAAAGCCAAGGAGUCAUGCUAACAGUAAGAGAGAGACCCAAGCCUGUAGUGCGUGUCCAGCCUGAUGGACGUGUGUCCAGAGGACAGACAGUCACUCUCUCGUGUGACAUACAGCAGACAGACGUCAUCAACUGGAGCUACAGCUGGAAUAAAGAUGAUUCAGAGAUUCAUGUCAGUCAGUCUCAGGAAUACCGAAUCAGUUCUGUUAAUGAAUCUCACACAGGUAAUUACAGCUGCACUGGAAGAGAAACAGGAGGAUCACGAUACUCACACACCAGUGAUAAAGUUACACUCACUGUAUCAGGUUCUGAAGCCCCAUUGCUGCUUCUCUCAGCUCUCAAACUGCUCAGUUUUCUGCUGGCAGCUUCUCUAUAUCUGCUAGUGUCCAUCAUUCUGGGAGUCAAGUGCUACAGAGCUCAUGAUGAAUCAAAUGAGGUCAAUCAAUAUACUGUUACAAAGGAUUGAAAGUCUGCAAUCCUGAUGAUUAAAAAACAAAGUUUUUCUCUUUUUCAACAUUAUUUAGUUAAAUUUAGCUUAUAAUUUUUUCUGAAUUAGACAAAAUACAUGCUAAAAAUACAUGCAGGUGUGUGUGUGUGCACUACUGUGUGUGCAAGUAUGGGUCACCACUUGGCCACAUGCACUUCGCUUCACUUUCUCUUUCUUUCUUUCUUUCUUUCUUUCUUUCUUUCUCAAAUGAUCUAUAAACUACUGCAGCUCCGUUUGAGUAAUUUCUUGGCUUUUUCUUCUGUUUUUCAAUAUGCUGAGGCAAAGGUAUAUCUUCAUUACUGUUAUUUAGGGCUGGUUUGAAUCGGUUUAUUGUAAAAAGUGCUUAACACCUUUUGCUGUGUUCGAAAUGGCAUACUAUUAUACUACUUGUACAAUGUACAAUUACCAUGUAUAAUGGUUACAGUAUGCAAACUUUCUGUAUGCAUGGAAUUCCUGGAUGAUCUACUCUAUUUGCCAGAAUAUGUUAAAUAAAACUCAAGUACACUGAAAUCAGUACAGAAGCUGUGAAAUAAUAUAAUACCAUUUAAAUACUGUUGCAUUAUGCAAUGUGUAUAGUAUGUGAAAUGUUUGUAUUCAAGGAAUUGGCAGAUUACCUGCUACAUUUGCGGAAAUCUGAUCUUUGCAACUCAAGACAAUGCAUAGGAUAUUAUUUUUCCUACAAUGCAAUGCGCUCCAUGUGAUGUUUAUAAUCUUUAAGCACAUGAGUGAACUGAAUUGUAUGUCAAGUCUCCCGAGGCAGCAAUAAUCUUUUGUAGAUCCUUUAUUAAUGUAACAAAUUUAUGUUUUGUUGAUGGCAGAGAUACAGAGAGCAAUUAGCCACUAUCAUGAUGAAUAACAUUUUUUUUUUUUUUUUUGAUUUAUUAUAUCAAGAAAGCCUUACAGUAAACAUUAAAAAAAAAAGGCAUCAGAUACAAUCGAGGAUAAAAACACAAUAAAGUCCAGGACUUAUUUCCAUUGUGGUCCUCAACACAUAACAUCAGGACAAAACAAUUGCAUAUUGUGUAAUGAUCAGUGACAUAACAUACUGUACAAACAUUAACAACUUGCACUUUGUGUAUGAAAUGAUUUAUAAAUAAA